GUAUGUGGUCGUGUGCGCAUUCCCUGUCCGAGCACUUGAUGGACACACUGGUCCCCACUGACUUGCAACGUCGGCUCCGAGCCGCCUGGACAGCUGUCGUGGAGUGGACGUCGGUCAUUGUCAGUGAAAAGGUGCGCGUGCUGAUGGCGUCCAUAGUCUGCUUCGCCUUUUCAAGGUUGUGUUGUGGAGGCACAAUUGAGACGAACUCAAGCGACGACGGCAAAUCACCGGAGAACCCCGUCCCUGCCACAGCUGUCGGUUGGAAAUCCAUCUUUAGCGUCCUAGAUAUGGCUCGUCUAAGCAUCCUCGGUCUACGGCAUGAAGGCGGCUACAUCUACCCGAGAGGAAAAGUUGCCGACCAGUUGUCGAGGGAAGAUGCGGCGGCCGCAGUUAUUCAGCGCUGGGUUCGCACCGAGUUCAAGCGACGGCUACAAAACGGCGCGUCGUCUCGGUCCAUAAUCGACACUCCACCGCAGAACAGCCAGGGCUGUAUCGACGAAGACCACGGCGCUGUCGUCAACACGGUGCUCGAAGAUCCCCGUGUUAGCGUCAACGCACUGCGGCCCCCAGAAGCUGAACGUCGUUCUGGCGCCGAGCUGCCCUCCGGGAAAUGCCCCUCGGAAAGUAGCGACCAAGGCGGCGAUGACGAGGCAUCGCUUCAAGUCCUUGAGGGCCGAAAACGACUGUCGCUUUCCGCUGCGAAGCUUCAGAAGGCUGUGCUGAGGCUGAAAUCGCCUGCAGAGCAGCGUGGUACAAAAGGCCCGAUAUCGAUCCAACCUUGAAUUUUGUAGCUGUAGGUUACAAGUUUGCGAAAUAAUUUAACUGGUCGAUAAAAGCGCACUAACAAAAAUUUGCACUAC
Molecule: messenger RNA, 860 nt
Organism: Dermacentor silvarum
Lineage: Eukaryota; Metazoa; Arthropoda; Arachnida; Ixodida; Ixodidae
Exons: 3
Coding region: 3-782 (259 amino acids)
Source: RefSeq, a predicted model, not a curated record